Messenger RNA from Dreissena polymorpha, 3477 nucleotides. RefSeq lists its product as uncharacterized. The record is from RefSeq and is a predicted model, not a curated record. Gene Ontology annotation, cellular component: membrane. Gene Ontology annotation, molecular function: zinc ion binding; metalloendopeptidase activity. Gene Ontology annotation, biological process: proteolysis. Bases 165 to 3107 code for a protein of 980 amino acids. The transcript has 18 exons. Lineage: Eukaryota; Metazoa; Mollusca; Bivalvia; Myida; Dreissenidae.
GGUGUGUUUGUGAAUGAAGCAUGGGCGAUUGUAUUCAGUCACAAUCUUGUUCAAUGACGUAUCCAUUUUCGUAAUUCGCAAAGGAAUGCGGAAAGACGCCAGGGUAUAAAUGGACGUGAAACUGACAUACGAGCCUUUUAAAUUUUGAACCGUUUUAUACAAACAUGACUGGGAAUACAGUUUAUUUAGUACUAUGUAUGUUUACAAUAUCACAGCUGUUUCCGACGGCAAAUACAGCGCCAUUGGAUUAUUUGCAAGACAAACUCCAGUCCAUAACACAGUGGCUGGACUCGCUCGCUGACGCGUCAGUAUUCGACUACAUUUUCAGAGUGAACAAAGGAGCUGGGCUCAACCUAUUUGAGGGAGACAUCAAGGGGCAUAACCCAAGACACCAGACCCGCAACGCCAUCACUAAUCACGAUCAGCUGUGGAAUACGAGGGUUGUCCCGUAUGUCAUCGACACGGUGUUCGAUUCCGCCUCCCGGAAGGAGCUACAGGCGGCCAUGGACGAGUACCACCAGAAGACAUGCAUCCGUUGGGUGCCCAGGAAUGCGGAAAAGGACUUUGUGCACUUCAAACAGAUCAGCGGGUGUUACUCGAGUAUCGGCCGCAUAGGCGGAGAGCAGGAGAUCUCUCUGACAGGAUACUGCCUCAAGAAGGGCACCGCGGUGCACGAGAUGAUGCACGCGCUCGGGUUCUGGCACGAGCAGAGCCGCCCUGACCGCGACAAUUGGGUGCACGUGAUUCUCAGCAACGUAGAAGACGGCAAGGAGUAUAACUUCGAGAAACUGACGACGUCCCAGGCGGACACCCUGGGGGUUAGUUACGACUACGACAGCGUGAUGCACUACUCCAAGUAUUCGUUCAGCAAAAACGGAAACCCAACCGUCAUGCCGACGCACCCGCCGUCGGCAGACAUCGGGCAGCGGGAUGGACUCAGCGACACAGACGCACUGCGCAUCAGGAAGUUGUAUGGAUGUGACGUUUCUGCGCUAACCAAUCCACCUCUUACACAACCAACGGCAACCAAUCCACCUGCGACAAACCCACCUGCUACAAACCCACCUGCGACAAACCCACCUGCGACAAACCCACAUGCGACAAACCCAUCUGCAACAAACCCACCUGCAACAAACCCACCUGCGACAAACCCACCUGCAACAUACCCACCUGCAACAAACCCACCUGCGACAAACCCACUAAUUACACAUCCUCCUGCAACACGUGUCACUCAAAAACCAGUUAUCACUACCACACACAACACGCAAACGACUUUUCAACAAACAAAUCCAUAUGUACAGCACACAAACACAUCUGUUCAACAUACCAACCCACCUGUUCAACAAACAAACCAACCAGUGCUACAAACAGACCCGCCUGCACCGGUCUACCAGUUGGGAUGGACGCACUGGUCACAGUGGUCGCUGUGUGAUCUGAAAUGCAAGCGUUCGCGGUACAGGGUCUGUUUGAACUAUGAUGCGUCGUUCUGCCCCGGAGAGAACACACAAGUUGUUGAAUGUCCCAGUCCAUGUCAGCCGUCUGAGCACAUUGGUUGCUAUAUCAUCAGCGCUGGCAACAUUACCCAGCUGUCUGUUGAGGGCCGGUCACCGGAUCUCAUGGAUCCGUACAAACCUCGCCUGGAGGCUGUCCGGAAAUGCAGCGAGUAUGCAGCAGUCCAAAGGUAUCGGGUGUUCGGUGUUUAUGACGGCGGCAUGUGUCUUAGCGGACCAUACAUCCCCGGAGCGAUGCACGGGCUGCCCGGGCUGCUGGGGGUCUCCAGCCGGUGUGACUAUAGCGGCACCGGCGGUCCGGGGUCCGUCAGUGUGUACACAUUUGAGACUGACAUUAACGGCGGCUGGUCCCUAUGGUCCGACUGGGGCAGGUGUACCCGCUCCUGUGGUAUGGGCCGCCAGUACCGCUACCGCCGUUGUAACAACCCCGCCCCUGUCGGCAAAGGGGCCCCGUGUGAGGGCAGCAACCAGGACGUCGUUGUGUGCAAUCUGGGCACGUGUAUAACGCCCAUCAGCUGCGGUUCCAGGUUCCAUGCGGGCGGACCGGGCUCAAGCGGCAUCAUCUGGAUUAAGGACUACCGGAACUUCAUGGAGUGCGAGUACGAGGUUGCUACCGGCGACCCACAGGCCUCAAUCUCACUGUUCUUCUUCAGCGUCGAUAUCGAGUACAGCAAGGGGUGCCUAUAUGACGCUCUCAUGCUAUUUGACGGCCACGACACGCUGUCGCCUCUGGUGACGUCAUUAUGCGGAAACCAGUCUCCCGGCACGUUUGAGUCUUCCGGUAACCGCGUGUACAUGAAGUUCGUCUCCGACGAGACAAAAACCGCCGGUGGCUUCACUGUCUUUUACAACAUCAAUAGUCGGUCACGAAAAUCUUGCACGAGGCCUCCGCCUGCCGCCCACGUGACGGUUACCAUGGAGGGCAACAUGGUGGGCGACCGCGUGUGGUACAAUUGUGAGCCGGGGUAUUGGCUCGUGGGGCAUUCGCCUAUCCUGUGCGUCGACCAGCCGGGAUUCGCGCUUUGGGACAACGCCUUCCCCAUCUGCGUAAACCGUAUGAAACGCAGCAGCGCGUUGAUUGGCACGGCAUGCAUGUUUGAAGACUCAUUAUGCGGUUUCCAGAACGAAAAGGACAAUAACCUUGACUGGAAAGUCAAACGACCUCUCUUCACCGGCAACGUCACCUCUCCGUACGACCACAAAGGUAAUUUUCUGCAAGCCGAAUCAUCCCGUCUACAGGCUGCGGGUGACGUCGGUCGAAUCACGUCACCUGUUUAUGCCGGUAACGGUAACGCCACAAACUGCCUGACUUUCGAUUACAAGCUCGACGGCGGAGACUUCAUCGAAUUUAACGUCUAUCAACGACAAAUUACGGAGCUCUCGAAAUUAGACGUACAGCACGCAGAUGUUAAUGGGUUGGUUCUGCUGACGUCAGUGAAAGGGACCAACGAAAACGCCUGGAAGAUGACUCACCUUUCUGUUGACGCAAAUCACGAUUUUCAGGUGAUUUUUGAAGCCUUCCUUGGAAACGAGAUCGGAUCAAGCGUUGCUAUUGAUGACGUCAUGGUUGCAAGCGGCGAUUGUGACGGAGUGUAGAAAGUUUCACAUGCAACCGUUAUAACUAUGCAAGACAUUAAAUAAAUGUGUACACGACUGCAAAAAAUAUUAAAAGAUGCCCGUCCUGAAACAUAACACUAACUGUAAGCACAAUGUGAUAUGGUCUUGUUUUUCUGUUCAGUGACAGGGUUAUUGGCUGGUGACGUCAGUCUGUGUAAUUGAAACUUUCUCAUGUUACUGUUAUCUACAAGGGGACAAUCUCAAUGAUUUCAAACUAUAUAUAUUUUUUGUUUGUCUUAAUAGUGUAUCGAAUCAUCAUUAUAAUAAAUCGUAAAGAUAUUUAUCGCACACCUAACUAUCAAUUUAAAAUACACUACGCUUUACAUACAAUAAAGUUUUGUAUAAACGA